Messenger RNA from Sinocyclocheilus anshuiensis, 809 nucleotides. Its product is annotated as probable E3 ubiquitin-protein ligase ARI7. Bases 1 to 795 code for a protein of 264 amino acids. The transcript has 4 exons. NCBI's taxonomy places the organism in Eukaryota, Metazoa, Chordata, Actinopteri, Cypriniformes, Cyprinidae. The record is from RefSeq and is a predicted model, not a curated record.
AUGGAAGACAACCAAAGCAGUGGACAGUACGACGUGAAUGAUGCGACGCUGAAAUUUGUCAAACGGAGAGACGACAUAACUUUAGAUGAUGACCCCAACAUUCUGAGAGCAGAGAUGUCUUGUGGCCAUGCAGUGUCCCCUCAAUCGCUGACUGCCUGGUGUCGCAGUUUGCUGGACCAGGGUCAGUAUAAAUUUUACUGUCCAGCUAUCACACAUGGGACAGAAAAAUGCAGUGCAGAGUGGCCAUACUUGGAGGUCAGGAAACUGGCAGUGCUUAGUGAUUCAGAGCAGGCUCAUUUUGAAGAGAAUAUGGCUCUUCUGGUAGCAGCUGAGUACUGCGAGUUCAAAUCAUGUCCAAGCUGUGAGUCCUAUGUUGAGCGAGAAGACCUGAGCAACCUGUGUGUGAAAUGCACCAUCUGCACAGCUGUGAAAAAGAAGAGCUUCCAGUUCUGCUGGCAGUGUCUGAGGGAAUGGAAAGGACCAGCUGCUCAUUCUCUACGCUGCAGUAAUGAAGACUGUGUCCACCCAGAUGUUGACAAGCUAGCAAAAUGUACAAAUAUGAGGCUGUCUUAUGUGAACAAUGUAGAGUGUCCUGCCAUUCGUGCCUGCCCAACCUGCGGUCUGCUUUUAGAACACAAUGGGUUCGCUUGUAAAAACCUUAUGUGUAAGCGCUGCAAGGUGGAGUUUUGCUUCCUUUGCCUAAAGCUGAAGCGUAUUUGCAAUCCGAUCUGUGGACCUUAUGAUGUCUGUUCAGUUGCACCACGGCAGACUGAAAUUCCAGUUUGGAAAAGAUAAUGUUAGAGAUAGGA